Molecule: messenger RNA, 1997 nt
Organism: Gadus macrocephalus (Pacific cod)
Lineage: Eukaryota; Metazoa; Chordata; Actinopteri; Gadiformes; Gadidae
Gene: slc25a33
Product: solute carrier family 25 member 33
Exons: 7
Coding region: 149-1090 (313 amino acids)
Biological process (GO): pyrimidine nucleotide import into mitochondrion
Cellular component (GO): mitochondrion
Molecular function (GO): pyrimidine nucleotide transmembrane transporter activity
Source: RefSeq, a predicted model, not a curated record
AAGCCGGUUCAGCCGCCGCUGUCAGCCCCAGAAAGCCGGCCGGAAGGACGAGCUCGCAAGAGUCACCGACCCGAGUUAUCUUCGCUUCUGUUUUUAUCAAUUUUCUGAAAGAAAAAGGAAUAUGGUGUCAAUCUGAAAAAAAAGAAAAAUGGCACAGAAAGACACUUUAUUACAUCUCUUCGCUGGGGGAUGUAGUGGUACCGUAGGAGCCAUCGUGACCUGUCCCCUGGAGGUGCUGAAGACGCGUCUGCAGUCCUCAGGUCUGGCCCUGCGCCCCGUCUUCCAGGUGCAGAUGGGCUCGCUCAGCGGCACCGGGGUGAUCCGUCCGGGGACGGUCACACCGGGACUCCUGCAGGUUCUGCGGUCAAUUCUGGAAAAGGAGGGUCCACGGUCGCUGUUUCGGGGCCUGGGGCCCAACCUAGUGGGUGUAGCCCCCUCAAGAGCCAUCUACUUUGCUGCAUACUCAAAGUCCAAAGAGACGUUGAAUGGCGUGUUUGCACCCAAUAGUGGACCUGUACACAUGAGCGCAGCUGGUUUUGCAGCCUUUGUGACCAACUCUAUGAUGAACCCCAUCUGGAUGGUAAAGACAAGGAUGCAGCUGGAGAAAAAGGCCCGAGGGGAGAAGAAGAUGAACGCGCUGCAGGUUGCCCGCUACGUUUACAGAACAGAAGGCAUGAGGGGCUUCUACCGCGGACUCACCGCCUCCUACGCUGGCAUCUCAGAGACCAUGAUCUGCUUCCUCAUCUACGAGACGCUGAAGAAGCGCCUCGCCGAGGGCCGCUAUAACUCGCCCAACGGUAGCUCUGAGAAGGUAGCGUCGGACUUCCUGGGCCUGAUGCUGGCAGCGGCGUUUUCAAAGGGCUGUGCGUCCUGCAUAGCUUAUCCACACGAGGUUAUCCGGACAAGACUGCGCGAGGAAGGAAGCAAGUACAAGUAUUUCUUCCAGACGGGAAGAUUAAUAGCUGUGGAGGAAGGCUAUCCGGCUUUUUACCGAGGACUCGUUCCACAGCUCAUUAGACAGAUCCCAAACACGGCCAUCGUCCUGUUCACCUAUGAACUCCUCAUCCACGUGCUGGCAGAGUCAAAGUAACAUCCAAACAUUUUAACGGAGCCAAAAUGAUGGGGCGACAUGAGGCACUCAUGCACAUCGGCUGAAGGACUAUUGAGAAGGCAGCAAAUUACUUUUUCUAUUUUCAUGCGCUGCAAUAAAGACUGUCUUUUUUUGGGGGUGAAAAAUUGACACUUCUUGCGUUGCUAUCCAAAGAUCGAGAUAUAUUUUUAUUUUAUUGAAAGCAUGUCUAGAUGUUCCUCGUUUGCAGUACUCGUGCAUACUCCAUACCUGAGCUGUUUUUUUUGUUCUUUCCUUUGUAAAAAAUAGGUCACCGGCCGAAGGAGGAGUAUUGUUAAGUUAACUAAAUUAUUAUGUGUAUUAUUUGUAUUCUUACUAUUGUACCCGUUUUCUCAUGCUUAUCAGUGAAAGUGAAUGUACCAACACUCAACAUGUGCAGGGUGACUGUUCUGGAUAAUGAAGGGAAGAUAUAAAGUUUAUAAUACUGGUGCACAUGAACCAUACAGCCCCAACAGAAGUUAUUUUUGUUUUUCCUUCCUAAAUUUCAGAACAGUUGUGGUUCUGAAGUUGAAUUAUAUCAAGAGUAAUAUAUUUAUAUUACUCAAUACAGGUAUAUCUGUAUAUGCCGUUUUUUUUUUGUUAAUUUAACCCAAAAAAGGACCUUGACUAUUUGAAUCACUGGUUAAAUAAAGUGAAUCAAGAACUCGUACUUUGGUUGUUGGGGUGACUAACUUUCAAGACUGAGGCUUUGACCUCAACUUCAACAUUGGAAAUUAGGAAAAAGACCAACUGAUUCCAUUCCUGGAAGUGUGGGUUACACACUAAGAUAAUGUAACAUUAUCUUUAUGUGGUUAAAUGAUUCAAGGAAAGAAAUGGAUAUUGGGAAACAGAAUUGUGCCUCUUCAAUAAAUACGUUUGCUGUCCCGUC